Branchiostoma floridae (Florida lancelet) is the source of this 858-nucleotide messenger RNA. RefSeq names its product scavenger receptor class A member 5-like. The coding region runs from base 1 to 858 and encodes 285 amino acids. Gene Ontology annotation, cellular component: membrane. The record is from RefSeq and is a predicted model, not a curated record. The transcript has 7 exons. Lineage: Eukaryota; Metazoa; Chordata; Leptocardii; Amphioxiformes; Branchiostomatidae.
AUGUCGGGUGGGCAGCAGCAGUCCCAGUCUAGUGACACAAGUGCUGACACCACACCCAUGCAGCAGCCUCGGACUGAUCGGCAGGGUUGUACCGACGCCGUUUCUCCCAACCCUAUGUAUGGAUCCGGAGAAGACGCCACACCCAUGGAGCAAGGUCCCAACCCUCUAUACAUCCCCGGAAAAGUCAGAUCUGGCUCUGUGGGAAAGGACGGGUCACGUCAACCUCCAGUAGAAAAUGGAGCCAUCGGCAAAGUUGGAUCUGUGGGAAAGGACGGGCCACCCGGACCUCCAGGAGAAAAGGGAGCCAGCGGCUCUGUGGGAAAGGACGGGCCACCAGGACCAUUUGGGCCCCGAGGGAAGAUGGGACACGUUCGGCCUGACGGUCCAAAUGGUUCCAGUCCGAACGAUGAAUUAUGUGAAGCACCAGGGCAGGAGACAACAACUCAGUACGGCAUGCCACAGUUCAGUAGCCCCCUCUACCGGGAUCAAGGCAGUCAACAGCCUAUGCCUGAUCUCCAGACUGCGGCAAUGGAUACAAACGGUAUCCGACUCGUGGGUGGAUGUUGGUCCAGCAAGGGCAGGAAUGAAGUGUACCAUGACGGACAGUGGGGGACCGUCUGUGACGACAAAUUUGACAUUAACGACGCACACGUGGUCUGCCGUCAGCUGGGAUACAGAGGCGCUGCCAAGGCCCGAUAUGACGCAGUCGGGGCGGGGUCAGGCCCGAUCUGGCUGGACGACUUGGCCUGUGGGGGUACCGAGACAAACAUCGGACACUGCAGCCACAACGGAUGGGGCACACAUGACUGUCAGCACAGUGAGGACGCUGGUGUUGUCUGCUUAGACGGUCUGAUAUAA